CAAUCAAAUCCUCAAAGCCCAAACCCAACAAAUGUCGAGGCGAACGCACCUCACCGAGAUCGGAUCCAUCGCCUGCGACGAUCUCGCCGACGUCGGCGCCGGAGAGAGAGAAGGAUGGCUCUCCGAUCCCUCUCUCAUCACCGCCCUGCACUCCCAAUCUCUCGCCAUCGCCAACUUCGCUCGAUCCCUCAUCCUCGUCCUCGGCUGGGAUUCCUCCUCUCCUCUGGCCGGCCCCAUCAAGAUCCGACCCUCUCUCUCUUCCUCCGGCGGUAAGAUCAGCGCCCUCGAGUGGAUCUCCUGCGGCGAUCUCCUUGCUCUCGCCGUUGGGACUUCCGAAGGGUUUCUGCUGGUUUUCUCUGUGGAAGGUGAUCUGAUCCACAAGCAGUUUGUUCAUCCAGCAAGGAUAGCAAGGUUGAGAUUUCGCGAAAUAAUGGGCAAUUCUCUGCAAAAUGCUGAGUCGCAGGAGCUUUCUAUAGUUAUGCCUGGUGCGGUUGCACGCUUUGAUGGAUCAGAUAUCCAGAGCUUGCUCCAAAGAUGGUUUCAAGAGGCACGCUCACGAAUAUGGGAAGAUUUGAAGGAUCCAGAGGAUGAAAGCUCCUUUGGAAGAAUACCCUUUCAGCUAUGGAAUGUUGGCAAGUUCGGGUCUUCAGUUGAUGCUGCAAUUGUUGGUCUAAUGCCGCCUCCACUCUUGGAGCUUCAGUCGAAUCAGCGUUACUACUGUGCAGUUACCAUAGGAGAUGAUGCAGUUGUUUCAGCGUACAGGUUGUCAGUAGACAGGAGCAGAUCCUUGGUUGGAACUAUUCUGUCAAAGGUUUUGCCUGCAACAUUUUCAACCCUGAUAUCAUUUUCCAAAAUGAUUUGGCGGAGUGAGCAGCCAUCCACUAGAAAGUCACAUAUCACAUCUCAGCCAUUUGCCAAAGCUUCACCUUUGACAUGUUUAAAGGAUCCUCCAAGGAAGGGAGAAAAGCUAACGUUGUCUCCAAGUGGUUCGUUGGCUGCUAUAACAGACUCUCUUGGUCGUAUUCUUUUGCUGGACACUCAGGCACUUGUGGUUGUGCGAUUAUGGAAGGGAUAUCGUGAUGCUUCCUGCCUUUUUAUGGAGAUGUUGGUGGACAAAGAUAAGGCUUCAUCAAGUUCCACUUUCUAUGAACACACCAAAAGUGAUUAUUGCUUGUGUUUAGCAAUUCAUGCACCUCGGAAAGGGAUAAUUGAGGUGUGGAAGAUGAGAACUGGGCCUCGUGUCCUUACUAUUCAGUGCCCUAAAGGGUGCAGAAUUCUGCAGCCAUCGACUAGAUUUCUAUCGUCAUUCCAAUCAUCCUACGUUCCUUUGGAGGUCUUCUUGUUAAAUGGAGAUUCUGGACAGUUGUCUGUUUUGAACAGACAUAUUGGCUGAACAUAACUGCACGCUUGAUCCAGUUAAGCAAUUGUCUUCAAAUUUGCUGUUUCAUUGCAGAGCAUCCACAUUUAAGAUCUGUUCAGUAUUUGAUAAUACCUGUGUAAUUUAAAUCCGAUGUCCGUUAUGUGUCUGUCAUCUUAUGUAAGUAAAGGAGAGGGUUGAAAAAAAAUGGAAAGUGGCUUGAUAUUUCAUUUGAAUAAGUUUAUAAAGUGUUUCUUUUUUACCCCUUGUAUUGCUGAUGCUAGGCUUGAAAACCUUACAAUUGUUUUGCAUUCUCUGACGGGUACAUUUUAUUCUUCUCCCCUCAAAGUGAUAAAUUGUUGUAGGGUUAAUAUUA
This is a messenger RNA of Asparagus officinalis (garden asparagus), 1733 nucleotides long. RefSeq names its product rab3 GTPase-activating protein non-catalytic subunit. The record is from RefSeq and is a predicted model, not a curated record. Lineage: Eukaryota; Viridiplantae; Streptophyta; Magnoliopsida; Asparagales; Asparagaceae. The transcript has 8 exons. The coding region runs from base 32 to 1393 and encodes 453 amino acids. Gene Ontology annotation, molecular function: protein binding. Gene Ontology annotation, biological process: regulation of GTPase activity.